AUGGAGGAUUUUGAACUAACUGUCUGCGUAGUGGGAGGGAAUCCGGUUUCAGCGUUUCUUUCAUGGCGUCUGCAGGCCUCUAAUGCCUGCGACGUAACACUUGUGUGGAAGUCAGGAUACGAACAUGUUGCCCAAUACGGCUUGACGUUCAAGUCGUCAACGUUUGGCAACGAGAGGUUCAAGCCCCGCCAUGUUGUCCGUGCCCCCGAAGACGCCGCAGGCCAACGAGAUGGCGCAUACGACUAUGUUAUUCUAUGUGUGAAGGCCCUACCGGAUGUGUAUGACCUUGCUGCUGUUAUCGAUGCCGUUGUCACGCCGCAGCACACUUGCAUCCUGGUUAACACGACGCAUACAUUGGGCGUCGAAGCCGCGAUCGAAGAACGAUUCCCCACAAACGUCGUUCUCUCCCUCGUAUCGAAUGCCGAGCUAUCACAACUGGGUCAAAGCGAGUUUGAGCACAAAGGUUCGACAGAGGUUUGGGUUGGCCCUGCGAACAAGAACGAGAACAUCCCGGCCUCGAUUCAGGAAGACAUGGCUCAGGCUCUAGCCAUGACGUUGAGCACAGGUCAAGUGGAUUGCAAGGUUUCCCCCAACAUUCGGCAACAACAAUACGAGAGGGUGAUUGGCCCGAUCGCAUUCCACCCAGCCAGUGUUAUAUUUGAGACGCCCAAUCACGUCCAGCUGCUCGAGAAGACUGGUGUUCGCGACCUUGUGUCCGAGGUGAUCAACGAAAUGUUAGCUCUCGCUUCGGCGCAUGGCUGCAACCUUGACCCUUCCUUCAAGCAAAAAACGAUCGACGACAUGACACAGCCGACAACGACCGAAAGCAUCAUGUGGCAAGACUUCAUCGCCAAGCGUCCCAUGGAAGUCGAGACGUAUCUGGGCUCACCCAUCAAGCUCGCCAAGGACGCAGGUGUUCCUGUCCCUCGCAUCGAGACACUAUAUGCUGUCAUGCACAAUCUCAACAUCGUCAACCGCCAGAGGCCCAAGAUCGAGGCGCCCAUGGGCCCGUCCUCCCCGAACGCUCCGUCACUGCCUAGGAUGUCGUCGCAGAUUAGCAUGAACGGAGGAAUGCGUCCCAUGCCCUCCAACGGCAUGCCUAAUGGCAACGGCAUGCCGCCUCGUGGACCUCGUCCCAGAAAUUCGUCGAACCUCGGACCAGGCCCAGGUAUGAGGCGAGGUCCUCCCUCUGUCAAUGGUGGCGGCCCUCCCAACGGGUACGGCGGCCGUCCGUCAAUGAACGGGCUGCCCAAUGGAUACCCUGGCCCAGGAUCGCGCGCCCCAUCGAGGCGAGGUUCUAUGGAAGCAAAUGACUUGGAGGAGUUCUCGCACCUAGUCCUUUACGACGAUAUUCCUGAGGGAGGAGAGCCGGGUUAUGGCCCUGAAGGCGGCGAUGUGGGCAUCCGUGAGCGUGAAUUGGAGCUUCGCCAACGUGAGUUGGCAUUACGCGAACAAGAAAUGCGGAUGGGCCGCGGAAGGCGUGGGCCGCCGCCCCCGCGGAGGGGCCCUCAUCCGAUGCGUCACAGCGCACAGCCGAGCGCUCACGGGGGCUUCGACGACGAUGACGAUGAUGACGAUUACUUCGAUCCGACGAACGCCCCCAUCACGCCCAUGGCAGACCCAGAUAACUUUGACAUGAUGAGCGUCACGUCGCGGAAGAACCGGAAAGCGAAUGGCCCGAAUGGUCCCUCGGCGGCCCAGUUUCGAAAGAACGCCGAAUUCGACACGGGCAUGCCUGCCUCAAGAGGCGGAAGAUUCCGUCCCAGCUUUGGCCGCAACCGCUCGAGUCAAGUCGUCAACAUGCCAAACGUGACGGACAAUAUUCUUGAGGAUCCCCUCAUGUCGUGUUCUUCCAACAGAUACGGGACUGUCGAUCGGGGUGCAAUGCAGGCCGAGUCGAGGGCGAACUCUCUAACAGCUGCCCGACUGGACGAGCUUCAGUACGGCCCUGGCGGUCCGCCGCCAAUGGGCAUGAACGGCGGGUUUCCUCGCAGAGCUAGUCAAUCUCCAGGAAACCCUUACAGCCCCUCGAUGCGCGGGGGCAGGCCGUCUCCUCCUAACGGCUUCCCUGGCCCCCAGCCGAUGAACGGCAGGCGACCCUCGCCCCCGGAGAGCGUUCGGCAGCCUGUGCCCCGAUACCCGCCUGGACACGGCAACGCGGUGGCGCCGCAGCAGGUCGAGCAGCAUGUCGGGGUGAGCGGUCUUCACCCACCCAACGCGAAGAAUAUGAGAAGUCUGACUGGUAGUGCGAGCGCCAGCGCGGGUAGUGGUGAUUCUCACAUUGACACAGAGCCAUCGGCUCACAGCAGUCAGAGCAGCCUCGGUCCUCGACCGACUGUGGGCGUGCGCUAG
Verticillium dahliae VdLs.17 is the source of this 2352-nucleotide messenger RNA. RefSeq lists its product as uncharacterized. Bases 1 to 2352 code for a protein of 783 amino acids. The transcript has 4 exons. NCBI's taxonomy places the organism in Eukaryota, Fungi, Ascomycota, Sordariomycetes, Glomerellales, Plectosphaerellaceae. Gene Ontology annotation, cellular component: cytoplasm. Gene Ontology annotation, molecular function: oxidoreductase activity. The record is from RefSeq and is a predicted model, not a curated record.